This is a messenger RNA of Gossypium raimondii (Peruvian cotton), 1976 nucleotides long. RefSeq names its product probable serine/threonine-protein kinase PBL19. Gene Ontology annotation, biological process: protein phosphorylation. Gene Ontology annotation, molecular function: ATP binding; protein kinase activity. The record is from RefSeq and is a predicted model, not a curated record. NCBI's taxonomy places the organism in Eukaryota, Viridiplantae, Streptophyta, Magnoliopsida, Malvales, Malvaceae. Bases 486 to 1802 code for a protein of 438 amino acids. The transcript is spliced from 6 exons.
UGACUCUAGUAGGCUAGUCGAAAGACAUUUGUUUUCAUUUAUUUAUUGUUUUGAAUUUAGGCUGUCAGCUAAAACCGACUCGUCUCAGUUUCAAUUCGUUGAAUUCAACCAUCACAAAAAUAGUGGUACACAAAGCUUGAGUUAGGAAAACAGUCCUCGCUUGUCCAAUAAUCCCAACCAAACCAUCUGAUUUUCGAAGGAUAACCCACGAAGCAAAGCUCUGCAAGAAACGAAACCACGACUUUCAUGGAAAUCUCCCAAACCAAACCCUCUUGUACUUGAAAUAUUCGUCAAGUAACGAAUGAGAACCUUGUUUUUUCAUUUGCUUCUCCAUCGUUGACAUUCACAUCUUGUUUCUUCAACCGGGUUUUCCUUUAAUCUUCACCCUUCUUGCGUUACAUUGACCUUUCUUUCCCUCUUUACAUUGACGAUUUUUGUAGCGGGAGAAGAUCUGCUAUUUUUAUAGCUCUUUUAAAUAUCCUGCAAUGAAGUGUUUUCACUAUUUCAAGGACAAGUCUAGAAGCAAGGGGCAAAGAUCAGCCCCAGAGUUGAAACAAGAAAGAAAAUCAGAGGGAUAUUCAGGGCCUGACCGGAUCACAAAGUCCUCAUGCUCUACCUCUGUGGCUUCUCCGCGUAGCAUACCGGAGUUGUACGAAGCAAAAGCUCACAAUUUGAGAGUCUUCUCUUUCUCAGAGCUUAAGCAAGCCACUCGUGAUUUCAAUUUGCUACAUAAGAUUGGCGAAGGCGGCUUUGGAAGCGUCUAUAAAGGUACAAUCGGGCCUGCUGGUGGAAAGGGUGAGCCUUUCGAGGUUGCUAUUAAAAAGCUUAACAAGAAUGGUUUGCAGGGGCAUAAGCAAUGGGUGGCGGAAGUUCAAUUUCUGGGUGUUGUUGAGCACCCCAAUCUUGUCAAACUCAUCGGAUACUGUGCGGUGGAUGGAGAAAGAGGGAUCCAAUGUCUACUGGUGUAUGAGUUUAUGCAAAAUAAGAGCUUAGAAGAUCAUCUUUUCCGACGGGCAUUCUCACCUCUUCCUUGGAAAACAAGAUUACAAAUAAUACUGGGAGCUGCUCAAGGAUUAGCAUACCUGCACGAGGGAUUAGAAGUUCAGAUCAUAUAUCGAGACUUCAAAGCCUCCAAUGUGUUAUUGGAUGAGAAGUUGAAUCCGAAGCUUUCAGACUUUGGACUGGCAAGGGAGGGGCCAAUGGCUGGGCGUACGCAUGUUUCAACAGCCGUAGUUGGGACAUACGGUUAUGCUGCUCCUGAUUACAUUGAGACAGGACAUCUAACCGAUAAGAGUGAUGUAUGGAGUUUCGGUGUGGUAUUAUAUGAGAUGCUUUCAGGCAGGCGGUCAUUAGAAAGAGGCCGCCCAAAAGCAGAGCAGAAACUCUUGGAUUGGGUGAAACAAUUCCCCCCCGACAGUAAAAAGUUCAGCUUAAUAAUGGAUCCUCGACUUGAGAACCAGUAUUCAAUUAGUGCUGCUCGAGAAAUUGCGAAGUUAGCAGAUACGUGUUUAUUAAAAAGUCCAAAGCAGCGGCCCAAGAUGAGUGAGGUGGUGGAGAGAGUGAAGCGGAUAAUCCAAGUUUCAGGGGAAGGAAGCGCCGAAGAAAUGGAGAGUCAUCCCGAGGCAUCUGAAUCUGAAAUAAAAGCAGAAGCAGGUGAAACAGAAACGGAUCAUCAAGAGAGAGUAUCGGAAACAUGGAAGCGGCGGAUGGCACACCUUGCGAAAUUGGGGGAGCAUGUGGAAGGUGCAAGUAGGAGGAGAUUGAUGAUGUUGCAAAGGGCCAGAGUGCCUGCCCUCCAUUAGUGUAGUCAGUAGUGGGCUACUAGUGGAUGUUAGCCAUAGCGGCAGUGAUUGUUAAUUAAGGAAACAUUUGAUUAGUGGGUGGAGAGUGGCGUGAUAGUGAGCAGGACAAACUGAAUAUGAAUAUGAUGGUUUCUUUAGUUUAAAACGCCAAUGAUCAUCACUAUAUAAUAUCAA